Molecule: messenger RNA, 411 nt
Organism: Penicillium hordei
Lineage: Eukaryota; Fungi; Ascomycota; Eurotiomycetes; Eurotiales; Aspergillaceae
Exons: 1
Coding region: 1-411 (136 amino acids)
Source: RefSeq, a predicted model, not a curated record
AUGCGCGAAAGCUACAACAUUUUGGCUGAUCUUGUCGCCAUUGAAACCUACAAUACCUCCACCUUCAUCUUCGAGUUCUAUGGCCGCAAAGGUGUCCGCGACUUCCCUGAUGGCUUGAACGUUGUUCCACCGGAGGAGCGGAACAAGUACAACAUGUUGGCUGCCUUCUUAUUCUGGUCCGGUGAUAAUGGGUCUGAGCUCGCCGUUGCCCGCGAGUUCGGAGAGAGGCUUCAAGUUGCCAGCUGCAACGGUGAGAUUGCUCACUCUUAUGUCAAUUACGCCAUGGGCGGCGAGGAGCUUCCGCAGGUGUACGGCCGUAACGUUAACCGCCCGGAGAAGCUCCAGGCCAUCAAGACCAGGUUUGAUCCUUACAAAAAGCUUGGAUUCUAUGCUUCCCUCGCAGGCGCUUGA